This is a messenger RNA of Orbicella faveolata, 703 nucleotides long. RefSeq lists its product as uncharacterized. The record is from RefSeq and is a predicted model, not a curated record. Gene Ontology annotation, molecular function: chitin binding. Lineage: Eukaryota; Metazoa; Cnidaria; Anthozoa; Scleractinia; Merulinidae. Gene Ontology annotation, cellular component: extracellular region.
AUGAAGAAAAACAAAAUACAACAACAAAUUUCAUUAACAGCCGGGAAUAUCCGAGAAAAGCAUUGACCUGUUUAGUUAAUCAAUGAUCAAUCUUCAUAUUUUAUGUAUUUGACCUAAGAUGUUUAUUAUUUCAUAGUUCAUUUGCCAAGAGAGAAGCAACACAGUCCAUCAUAUGGUCUGUUUAAGGAUGUCAACAUUCGCUUUCUUCCAGUUUGUGCUCUUUACGUGGUUCAUUUUAAUUGGUGAGUCCAAACAUGUUAGAACCAAGACAAUGAUCAAAAAAGUGGUCCCGGAGCAAGCUUCACCCCUGAGAGACCACAUCAAGAUGCAUGCUAAAGCUGCCACAUUGCCAUCGACACAUGACAAGCUCAACUCAGCCCAAGAAGAAAUAUUACCUAAACACGAGGGAGAAAGGACAGCAAAUGUGUGCAAAGGAGCGGCAGACGGUGACUAUAUUGACGUGCAUAACCCCUACGGCUAUAUAACUUGCCUGGGAGGUCAGACAUACCGCAAGAACUGUGCACCAGGAUUGAAAUGGGACAAUAUCUCCAAAAGCUGUGUCAGGCAACUUAAGUGAUCAAUCUCGUGACUGUCACAGUAUCCUCAGCUGGGUUAAUUUGUGAAUAAAGUUAAUCACCAUAAAUGGGUGGAGAGUUUUAAUGAAAUUGCAAUGGUUUUUGUCUUGUCCUAAGCACUAUGAUCG